GGAUCUCUCAGGAGGCUCUCUUUGAGCGGUUGAAAAAACUUGACUUUAGCAAGUUUGAGAGGCUAAUAUCUACUAUUGUGAUGAAGUCCUGGCCCAAGACUGGCAAUGGAGAAUACCUGGAAGGGGAGGACUGUGUAGUGGAACAUCUUCUCAACUGGUCCAUGGCCAAAAGUGUCUUUCAAGUCCAAGGUGAAAAUCUGAAAAUGAUUGACCAUUUGUCAGACGAUGCUAAAGAGCGGAUGGUUGUGGCAUGCUCUGCGUUCAGUUCUGUCUCAGAUAAAGUCAUCAACGGCAACAUCCAGAUGAAGACUCUCAGCAAAGUCCUCUCAAGGAGAACAACAUUCAUUGAGCUUUUGAAGAUAGAUGGCCUGUGUGAAGAUGGUCGUUGUAAGGACGACACCACUAUGAACAGAUUACUGAGAUUUAGAGAAGAAGAAAUGGAGAAUGUGAACAGUUACAAGAAGAUGGUUGAGGGCCUAGUUAUAAUUUGUCUCCAACUCCAGGAGCAUCUGAAAGUCGAUGUGAAAGAGCUGGAGCUCAAAAACCAAAAGAACAUAGAUCAGAUGACGCUGGAUGAAUUCAUGGAAGUUCACAGACUUGACGGGCACAUCUCUGACGUAACUGGGGAGGUUACAUACUUUAACCUCUGUAAUGCCACCAGUCAGAUGGCAUUUAAACUAAAUGCUGUCAGGGAAAGCUUCAUUUUUGCUAUGUGCUUGGAGUAUCAAGCCAAAGAUCUUUCCCACAAACAUAUUGACACUGACGAGAUUGAGGUGUACACUCUUGAUGUGAUCCACAGCAAAAUAUUCCAGGGUUGCUAUGAUAAUUACAAGAGGAUCUAUGAGAGUUUGAAAUCUGGCACUUUAUCAUUGGAGGAUGUGGAUAGCAUCUUUGAAGUCUACAAAGACAAGUACGAUGAGAUGAAAAAUGAUCUGGAGAUCAUGUGCAGAAUCAACUUGUCUGAUGAUCAAAGAUGGAUCAGGAGGCGAAUCAAGCAGAUCCAACAGUACCAUGACCUUCAUCAAGCAUUGGAUUCAGCCAAGGUCAUUAUGGAUGUCAGAGAGACAAUCUGUCCUCAAGGGGACUUCAAAGUGCUACAGAGUUUGCUGGAUGUGAGUAAUGCAGACUUUAAGGAGAAGAGUCUGAAUCACAUUGAUGACAAUUUGAUGGAGACUAAAAAGGUUCUUGAGGACAUCACAGAACCUCGCAGACUGUGUCUUCAGGAGCUUGGCCUUUGGGGGAACUUUGUCAAAUGGGUCAAAGAAGCUCUUGAAGAUAUCAAUGAGCUGAAGGUGUUUGUCGACCUGGCCUCCAUCUCUGCUGGAGAGAACGACUUGGAUGUGGACCGUGUAGCCUGUUUCCAUGACGCUGUUCUUGGUUACUCCUCGAUGCUGUAUGGGUUACCCCAAAAUGCUGACUUUAAUGCCUUCAAGGAGGCUUUGACAAAACUAUGGAAGGCGCUUGGAAGUGACAGCAACAUACCAAAUAAGCUGCGGGAUACUGCACGCCAUUUGGACUGGUUGAAAACUGUGAAGGACAGCCACGGGUCUGUGGAACUCUCUUCUCUUUCUCUGGCCACGUCCAUCAACACAAGAGGCAUCUAUGUUAUUGGUGCACAUAACCAGAAGAAGCUGAGUUUAGACACUGCCCUGAAGCUACAGGUUCCAGACCAGCAGGAGGAAGGUCAGAUGCGCAACUACUCCUUAGAAGACCUGAGAGAUCUGCAAAACAAGCUCAUGCUGAUGUCUGGAAAGGGGGAGCAAAGCCAGAGUGAGGUGGAUCACUUUACUGAGGUUUUUGACAGUGUCCAGAGACUAGCUGUAGCAUUUGUAGAUCUUUAUGCUGCUGGGAACCCACUUUUUAGGGUUUGGGAGGCCAAGAUUCACUGCAAUAUGGAAAGUGACACUGGUGUCACAAUGGACUUCAACCUUGGCAACAUCCUACGAAAGAUCAUGGUGGAGGGCAAUGCAGUCAAACAGCUUACAGACCUGUGCAGGAAGAUAGAGAUGUGUUUGGAUGACUGGAAUAGAUUCAUGGACAAACAGAGAUCUCAGUACUAUUACCUCAACUAUUACACAGCAGAGCAGAUAGUCUACCUUUGUAAUGUUUUGACCGAAAAUAAUCUGAACAAUAAAUUGGAGGAAAACGUCUUGAUGAUGCUCUCUUUCAUCAAACCUGACUGCUCUGUGUCAGAAGUGUGGGAGUCAUGGAUGACUUUUCAGAACCACGCCAUGAAUACAGCUGGGCAAGAGGAAGACACCAGUUGUCAGACUUUUAUUAACCUUCAAAGUGACAUGGAAAACUUAGAUUCCUCUUUUGCAAGUGACAGAAAAUGUACCAUUGAUGUUCUACAGAGCGUUGUAGACCAGGCUGUUGGUUUGCGAAAACUGGAUCUGGUCUGGGAUGCCUACAUGAAAGACAUGAGGAACAUUAUCCAGUACUCUUUAGACAUCAGAAGCCUUGGCAGUCUGCUAGAGGUGUUGGCCAACAAACAAAGCCAGGAACAAGAGGAGGAAGAGGAGCUUUUAGAAACAAGUGAGAAUACAGUCAGUAGAAAGCUCCCGAAAGGCUUCUUCACUGGGCAACCUAAUCUCAUUAUCUGCCCACAAGAUAAAAUCUUGACUGUAAGCGUCUGCUUAUAUAUGACCAGUGAUGAUGAGCAGCUGCCUACUUACGAUGAAGUUCUCCUGUGUACCCCUGCCACGUCAUAUGAGCAAGUGGAGCUUUUCUUCAGACGAUGUCUCACACCGGGCUACAUGGGUGAGAAGAUCUAUGCCUUGCUCUUUGCAGACCAGUUGAGCUAUGAGGUGAGCUAUGCAGUGGAGAAGUUCUUUCAGAAACUGAGUUCAUGCUUUCGGAGCAGCUAUAGGCUGGUGAUCAUCUGCAGCGCAGAAAGAGAGCACAACUACAUUCCCUCUGCCUUCAGUCACUUCAAACGGGACAUUGUCCCUCAGGAGUCUCCUGGACGGAUACAGAAAUACCUGUCCCGGCACUACACUGUCCCCUCACACCAGGCCAGUGCUGCAUCUGUGUUCAAAGGUAGACACUUUGUUGGGAUUGUGUCUUCCAAGAGGGCUGGAGUUGGAAAAUCUCUGUACAUACAAAGGUUGUAUGAUAAACUGGAGGGAACCAUGAGAAUAGGAACCACAUUCCACAAAUGCAUUCGCUUAAUUGAGCCCAAGGUUGAUGAGCAUAUCAUUCUUCGGUCCUUGUUUGACACACCAGAGAAGAAGGAACACAAAAUCUUUCAUUUUGAUGUCACAUCCUCAGUACAGAAAGGAAUGCAUGAAUUUCUGUUCAAACUGUUCUUCCUGCGUUACCUGGCCGAUUCGGAUGGGCUAAUGUGGAAAUGCAGCAGCAAGGACUUGUAUGUCAUCGAGACACUACAAUCCACACAUGAACUGCCCAGAUCUGCCUCAAGACCUGAUCCGAUGGGACACGUUCCUCUCUUUGAGGUCUUUCCAAAGGUCUUCUGCCGUCCCCCAAAAGAGGUUAUGUGGUUGGAGAUGAGAAAUGGAGAUGAUCUAGAGCUGAAAGGUGAAGACCCACUCAUGGAUGACCAGUGUUUUAGGAGUGAGGCCUUUCAAAGACCAUACCAGUAUUUAACACGGUUCCAUAGGGGUGAGAAUCUUGACAGCUUCACCUACCAAAGAGUUGAAGGAACUCAUGCAGAGUGCCUUCAAAUGCUCUUCAUCUACUGUGGCAUAAGUGAUCCGUCCUGGGCAGAGCUGAGGAACUUUGCCUGGUUCCUCAAUCUUCAGUUGCUAGACUGUGAGACAUCGGCCUUCUGCAACUUUCAGUUCAUUGGAGACACUCUUAGGGGAUUCAGAAACUUUGUGGUUGACUUCAUGAUCUUGAUGGCCAAGGACUUUGCCACUCCAUCUCUCUGCAUCACUGACCAGAGCCAUGGGAGGCAGCAGAUGGACCUCAAUGGACUCAACGAAAGGGAUCUAGCCCCGUUCCUCAUUCGAAAGAGAUGGGAAUCAGAACCGCAUCCAUAUAUCUUCUUCAAUGAUGACCAUGCAUCCAUGACCUUCAUUGGAUUUCACCUACGGGAGAACAAGAAGAAUGGGGUUGAUGCCAUUAAUCCAUCAACAAAUGUGGUGAUCAAGAGAAACAUUAUGACCAAAGAUCUGUACAAUGGCCUCAGACGUCAAAGAGUUCCAUUUAACAUUGACUUUGACCAACUUUCUCGGGCAGAAAAGAUUGUGCGUCUAUGUAGCGUGCUGGGGAUCAAGUGGCCAACAGACCCUGAUGAAACAUAUGAACUCACCACCGACAACAUACUGAAGAUGAUGGCAAUUCAUAUGAGGUUCAGAUGUGGCAUUCCAGUCAUCAUAAUGGGGGAGACUGGUUGUGGGAAGACACGACUCAUCAAGUUCCUGUGUGAGUUGAGAAGGAGUGGAGCACCCACCGAGAACAUGAAACUGGUCAAAGUUCACGGAGGAACUACAUCUGACAUGAUCUACACCAAAGUGCACGAGGCAGAGGCUGUUGCGGUUGCCAAUAAGGAGAAACAUGGUUUUGAUUCUGUUCUUUUCCUUGAUGAAGCUAAUACCACGGAAGCUAUAAGCAGCAUUAAGGAGAUCCUGUGUGACAACACUGUGCAAGGACAACAACUUGGCUACCAAACUGGACUGCAGAUCAUUGCUGCAUGCAACCCUUACAGGAAACACACAGAUGAGAUGAUCAAGAGGCUGGAGAAAGCUGGUUUGGGUUACAGGGUCCGAGCUGAAGAGACUGAAGAAAGACUUGGAUCAAUCCCUCUUCGGCAGCUGGUGUAUAGGGUCCAAGUGCUGCCCCCGAGCAUGAUUCCUCUGGUGUGGGACUUUGGACAACUCAAUGACCACACAGAGAAAAUGUACAUCCAGCAGAUUGUGCAGAGAGUUGUGGGGAAAAAUUCAAUCAAACGAGUAUCCAUCAAGUUGAUCACUGAUGUACUGUCGUCAUCGCAGAGAUUUAUGCGACAGAGGAAAGACGAAUGCAGCUUUGUCAGUCUCAGGGAUGUGGAGCGCUGCAUGCAAGUUUUUGUGUGGUUCUACAAGAACCACUCAAUGUUUUCUGAAGAGUUAAGGGCACUCUUCCAGAAACAACCCCGGGGGGAGAGGAACAGGUGUGACCAGGUACCCCCACCUGCUAGUGAUCCAGUUGAUUGGUCGCUGUUGAUGGCUGUUGGUGUGUGUUAUCAAGCCUGUUUAGAGACAAAAGGUGAGUACCAGAAAGAAAUCUGCAAAUUCUUUCCCCGUGUCCUCCCCCAAAAAAUGAAGCAGGAAAUCUCACUCAUGCAGGAUCUUCUCCUAAGUGGGGUCCCAAUGGGAGAGACAAUAGCAAGAAACAAGGCUUUGAAAGAGAAUGUCUUCAUGAUGGUGAUCUGCAUUGAGCUACGAAUCCCCCUGUUUUUGGUUGGCAAGCCUGGGAGCUCCAAAUCUCUGUCCAAAACUCUGGUUGCAGAUGCCAUGCAGGGCCAAGCUGCACAUUCCGAGCUGUACAAAAGACUGAAACAAAUUCAUCUGGUGUCCUUCCAGUGCAGCCCUCACUCCACGCCAGAGGGAAUCAUCAACACAUUCAAGCAAUGUGCCCGUUUCCAAGAGAGCAAGAAUUUGGAGGAGUACAUCUCUGUUGUUGUGCUAGAUGAGAUCGGAUUAGCAGAAGACUCCCCCAAAAUGCCUCUGAAAACACUGCACCCCUUACUGGAGGAAGGCUGCAUUGAUGAUGAGCCAUUGCCCCAUAAGAGGGUUGGAUUCAUUGGUAUCUCCAAUUGGGCCUUGGACCCUGCUAAGAUGAACAGAGGCCUCUUUGUGUCCCGUGGUGACCCAGACCAGAAUGAGCUAUUCGAAAGUGCGAAAGGCAUAUGCUCAUCUGACAAGAUGAUUCUGGAGAAGGUUAAGCACCUCUUCAAACCAUUUGCCAAAGCAUAUAUGAAGACUUGCAAGAAAGGCAAAGGGUUUUUCGGCUUACGUGAUUACUACAGUCUGGUCAAGAUGAUGUUUGCCAUCACCAAGAUCUCUAAGCAGAGCCCUGGUGUGAACCAAAUCAUUGAAGCAGUCCUGAGGAACUUCAGUGGAAGGGAUGAUGUUGAUGCGGUGUAUAUAUUCACCAAACAGCUGUGGGGCAAAUCGAAUAAACCUGAUUUGGAUGGGAUCAGCACUAUUGAUCUAGUGAAACAAAACAUAAUUCCAAUUUGCCAAGACGAGGAGUGCCGAUACCUUCUUGUCCUCACCAAAAACUAUGCCGCCCUCCAGAUUCUCCAGCAGACAUUCUUCUCAGACCAGAGCCACCCAGAGAUCAUCUUUGGUUCCAGCUUCCCAAAGGAUCAAGAGUACACUCAGAUCUGCAGAAAUAUCAACAGAGUGAAGAUCUGCAUGGAAACUGGCCAGACUGUUGUGCUUCUGAACCUUCAGAAUCUGUACGAAAGUCUCUAUGACGCUCUCAACCAAUACUAUGUUUCACUUGGGGGUCAGAAGUAUGUCGAUCUUGGAUUGGGAACCCAUCGUGUGAAGUGCAGAGUUCACAAAAAUUUCAGGCUUAUUGUCAUUGAAGAGAAGGAGGUGGUCUACACACAGUUCCCGAUUCCCUUGAUAAACAGACUGGAGAAGCACUACCUGGACAUCAACACUGUCCUCAAGAAUGAAGGGAAGGAGAUUGUCAAACAACUUCAGGAAUGGGUCAAAGUGUUUGUCUCUUUGAAAAGCCAGCAAUCCAAGACAAACAGAUAUCUUCCAACGGAUGUCUUCAUUGGCUACCACUCAGACACAUGCUCCUCUGUAGUCCUUCAAGUUACAGAGAAGAUGAAAGAUGAAUCUGACAUUUCUGACCCUCAAAGAAGAGUCCUGGAUGAAGCCAAGUUCAUCAUGCUGAACUGUGCCACUCCAGAUUCUGUCAUUCGUCUGGAUGGGACCAAAUUGUCUGAUGUUGAGAUAGAGAAACUGACACAAAUAUAUUUUGAGGAGCAGAAGCACAAAUCCCUGGCUGACUUCAUUGCAUCUCACACACGGCUGGAGGAAUGGUGCCAUGCCCACUUUACAGAGGUCACAACGUUUUCCCGGCAAUUGACAGCAGGAGAUAUAAAACAGCUCCAGAAUAUCACAGAGCUUUGCGACAUCAAGCUGCUCUCACUGCAACAGUUUGACACAGAGCACUCCUUCCUCAAAGAAAUCAGACAAUUUCUUGACUCUACCUCUGCCGACAAAGUCCUCAUCAUCCAAACUGACUAUGAUGAGGCUUCCCAGAGCAUGAACAUUCUUGCAUCUGCCAAGUAUUCAUCCAUAAAUGAAAUCAACAAACCAAAAGCUAAUGGUGACAAUGGAAGGGUGUUUGUGUACUUCGUUACCAAACUGCCUCGAAUUGAAGGUGGAACCUCCUAUGUUGGAUUCCAUGGAGGACCCUGGAAAUCAGUUCACAUUGAUGACCUUAGAAGAUCCAAAGAGUUUGUAUCAGAUGUCCAGUUCUUGAGAAACCUACCCAUCAGCCAGCUGUUUGAGGACAUGAAAGAGCCCUGUUAUGCAAUCCAACCCGAUACAGACACAGACUUCCAACCACCUGCACCAGAGCACUCUGUAAGUAUAAUGGUGGUGUUUGAUGAAGCAAUGCAACCCGAUACAGACACAGACUUCCAACCACCUGCACCAGAGCACUCUGUAAGUAUAAUGGUGGUGUUUGAUGAAGCAAUGCAACCCGAUACAGACACAGACUUCCAACUACCUGCACCAGAGCACUCUGUAAGUAUAAUGGUGGUGUUUGAUGAAGCAAUGCAACCCGAUACAGACACAGACUUCCAACCACCUGCACCAGAGCACUCUGUAAGUAUAAUGGUGGUGUUUGAUGAAGCAAUGCAACCCGAUACAGACACAGACUUCCAACCACCUGCACCAGAGCACUCUGUAAGUAUAAUGGUGGUGUUUGAUGAAGCAAUGCAACCCGAUACAGACACAGACUUCCAACCACCUGCACCAGAGCACUCUGUAAGUAUAAUGGUGGUGUUUGAUGAAGCAAUGCAACCCGAUACAGACACAGACUUCCAACCACCUGCACCAGAGCACUCUGUAAGUAUAAUGGUGGUGUUUGAUGAAGCAAUGCAACCCGAUACAGACACAGACUUCCAACCACCUGCACCAGAGCACUCUGCUGUGUUUGAAGUCACAGAUCUAGUGCGAAGCUGUGUGCAGAGUGCAGUAAGUAUGCUCAGAGAUCAGGAGGACAGUGGAGCUCUCAGCACCAGGAGGGUGGAGAUCCUGCUAACACUUAUGGAAGAUAGUGAGGAUCUGAAAGCUGUGUUCCUGAAAACCCUGAGGAGCCGCCUUCACUCUCUUCUGGAGAGCCACGAGAGAAACAUCCCCUCCCCCAAGUACUGGGUGUUAACAGAGGCAUCCAACAUCAAUGCUCUUCAAGAGGGGGGAACCUUCACACAAACUCUGUGGAAGAAAAUCCAAGCAGUGGUCACACCCGUUUUGGCUCAGUUGGUCUCAGUUAUCGACAGGGACUGUAAUCUGGACCUCCUCCUAGACGUCAACUGUGGGGCAGAAGUCAAGAAACUGUGGCUGGAGAUAUUCGGCAACAACGAGAUGCUUGAUAUUCCUCUUGUCAAAGUGGAUUCCAAUUCUGAGUCUAAGACCAUUCUGGUACAGAGCCAUAUCACAGCUGAGAGGACCAUGCGCUCCAGUAUGCCCUUCAGCUGGAGGAUCAGAGAUAUCCUGGAUGAACUAAUGAUGCAAACUCAGCAGUACGAAAGACACAGUCCUAGGCAGUUCGAGGAAUUCUUUCCGAAAAUCCCCCUUGGUCAGUAUAUGGCUACGAUGGAUGAAAAAAUGCAGAGGGAAUUUUUUCAAAGGUACCUGCAGGAUUUCAUUGCCAUGACGAUGAAAGUGUCUUCAGCGGGGGAGUUAAAGCUUCUGUGUGACGCCCUGAACAGCUGUGUGAAUGAGCUCCGGAGGCGACGAAAAGCUCCAAGUGAAGAGAUUCCAUCCAUACCCCUGAUCCACUCGGCCUACCACAUGUACCGCACCCGCCUUCAGAACCUGUCCAGGAUGAUGUCCCUGCAGCCACAGGUGGCCCUUCACUUGCAGCGAAACCCACAAGUGAAGGAUAGACCAGUGAUGGUUCUGGACGUGUACGCAGCAGUUGCCUGUGUUGAGCAGCUGGGGCCUCCUGCAUUGGACUCUAAUACCCAGUGCCAAGACUGGCUGACGCAGGUGAAAAGACUGCAGGGGUCUAUGGAGCUGGUCUGCUCCCAGGGAAGCCUGAGGCAGUAUGGAGAGAGGAGCCAGGAAAUGUUUAACUACAUCCGUAAUAAUUGGAACCACAUCUGCAUCCUCUCUCUGUUUGUGGAACACAUGCUGCUAGGCUUUGAGUUUGAGGAGAGGGAGCUCAAGCCUCUGGUCCUUGAUCACACUCGUACCUUAGGCAAAAUUCUGUCAAAACAUUCAGACGUCAAAUCUGAGGAACCCUUUGCAGCCGUCAUUAAAAUACUGAAGUCAUGCAAGAAAGGAGCAAGUGAUCUUAUUUGCAAGUUUGAUCUCCAGUGCCCUGUGUGUAUGGGGGAACCAGAGGACCCCGUGGACCUGCCCUGUCACCAUAUUUUCUGUCUGACCUGUGUCAAAAGACGUGUCAACGUGGGCCAGAUGUACUGCCCCAUGUGCAAACAGGAACUCCCAGAUGACUUUGAGGUGAAAGUGUCUGAAGACGUACGAGCUUCCAUCACCCUAAAUGGCCAGUUCAGACGGAGUUGCAGUGCGUUUUUCAUAAACCUCGUCACUACUGUGUGCUUCAAGGACAACAUCCCCCCAUCAAAGGGUGUCAUCCUGCAGCUGUUGUCCUUCCUCAUGGUCGAGACAGAUCCGAUUCCACUCAUCAGAGCACAAAGUCAGAUACACACCAAAGAUUUCUCACCAUUUGAUGAGUCUCUGGACAAAAAUCCUGUGGUGAGAUCAGUGAUACUCAAACUCCUGCUCAAGUACAGCUUUGAUGAAGUCAAGGAAUAUCUGCAGCAGCAUUUGACAUCGAUAGAAGAGAGCAACAUUGUCGAUGCAGAAGAUAAAAAUGAACUGUAUGCGUUGUACAUUAACUGCCUUGAGGACUCAUUGUUGGAAAGAAUGCCACAAGAAAACACCUGCCUUCAGGAAGAGACUGAGUUCUUGCAUCACUUCCUGGACUCUGUCACUGACUCGGCUGAGACGGUCACAAUAGAGUACCUGCAGCAGAUCGCUAGGGUCCGCUUGUGCCUGGGCAAGGCUGCACACCUUCUCCAUAGCAUGCUGUCUGGGGUAUGUGCAAGUCCUCAGGAUGUGGUUGAGGAGUUUCUUCGUGCUGUUAGGAACCUGUGUGAGAGGAGUGUGAACGACUGGUACCGGGUCUACCUGAUCCGCAACAUCAGCAGACAGCAGGGUGUAGAGUGUGUCCAGGGGAUGCUGAAGGAAGCCGAGUACAGGUGGCUUUUCCCUGAAGAGAUACAUCAACAGAAUGAAGAUGGUGGGCAGAUGGACCAGUAUCUGGUCUAUGGAGAGCAAUACCUGGCUGUACGGGAGGCUGUUGCCAAAGCAGUAUUAGAGGGCACUGUGGAGGACAUAGAGAAGAAGUGUGAGAGAUGUACUGCACCUCCAAAGAGGCGGACCUUGUAUAUCCUGCUGGCUCUUUUCAGAGAAGUCACCAGUCUGUACCGAGCAGCCAACACAGGCCUCCAUCCCAGCCCUAAGAAAUGCCAAGAACUUGAGUACUUCAUCCAGGGUUCAAGGUACCUAGAUCCCAAGCCAGUGAGGGACUUUGCCAUGGCAUUGGUGCAGAACAGGAUGGGAGAACUGAAUGUCCAUAAUGGCCGUACUGGUGCAGAGCACGUCCUUAUAGAGCUGGCUGUCCACCUGGCCGCUGUGCUGCUCACUGGGACAGAAGGGGUGCUUACACCUCUUCAGCAGCUUGGCCUGACUCCUAACAACAUGCAGAGAGCCUUCAUACCCACGAUGCCUGAAGACAUGCUGGCUAUGGCCCAAAGGGUUUUAACACAGACUGGAGGCCUUCAAGCACUCACCUGGUAUUCCUGUCCUGAAGGACACCCUUGUGCUGUUGGUGAGUGUGGUCGCCCCACCCAGCUGGCACGCUGUCUAGAGUGUGGGGCAGUAGUUGGAGGGAAGAACCAUGCUCCUGUCAGAGGUUUCAGUGCUAUGGGACUGCAGCGGGGAGAUCUGACAAGGACUGGUCACAUCCUAGGAGAUCCUCAGAGGAGGGACAACCCAGACUCCCAGGACACCAAAAACAUGUCCUUCACCCCCUUCACCCUCGUCAGGCUGCUCACCCAUCUAGCCAUGCUGCUAGGGGCCUCAGAGCACCCACAGUCCGUCCAGCAGAUCAUCCAGCCUCCAGUUGCUGACCCCUGUAGAUUUCUGAUCCUUCACCUGCUAAAGGAUAUGGAUCAUGUGACCAAAGCCCUGGGGAAGGGAACAGAUGGCAUGGUCACCGCCAUCCACCUGAUAAUCAGAUCCAUCCUGGAGUCACCACAGACCAAUCCAUGGAUGGCUGGCUAUGAUUCCCAACUGUCAACUAAAGAGGCCAGAAAUACCUGGGAGACAACCGUUGCUACUGACAUCAUCACUCCUCAGUUGAAGCAUCUUGACCAGCGGCUGAGAGAGGUGAAUGCCACAAUCAGAAAUGACUCGCGUGUCUCCUCUAACUUCAUCAUGAGGGUGACAUUCGGGGAUGAGUGUCCGUUGUCCUCGCUACCUCGGGGCUCCCAGGUCCACUGUUCAGGAGUGUGGAGCUGCAGAGAGAGGGUGUCCCUACUCAGCCUCACCCACAUCGUAGAGCAGAACGAUGGAAAGGACAAGCUCCCUCUACUAUGGAGGUUCCUACAGAAGGAGGCAGAGUUCCGGCUGGUGAGGUUCCUUCCAGAUAUCCUGGCCCUGCAGAAGAGUCUGGUGAAAAGGUUCCAGAAGUCAUCAGACCUGAUGAAUGACUCCAUUAGAGAGUUCAUCCAGAAACAGUCAGCACCGAUGAGAGUGUGCUAUGAGAAACGAAUCCAGAUCUUCCUGAAUACAUGGAACUUGCUCAGAUUGUCAGUAGCCACCAGUGAAAUAAAGAUCCCAGAAGAGUUCUGGAAGGAGAAUUUGGACCAGGACAGUGACCUCCAAUACCUCCUGCCACGGCGCCAGGGUCCAGGCCUGUGUUCCACCGCUCUGCUCAGUCACCUGGUGGCCCUGCACAAUGAGCUGCUUCACGCUGUGGACCGUCACACUGGGGAAGACACCAGCUACAAGGUGAGUCUGUCAGAGCUGACAGAUCUGCAUGUGAUCCGCUAUGAAGUGGAGAAGGACCUGCUGCCACUGGUGCUGUCAAACUGCCAGUACAGCCUGGAGCGUGGCAAGGAGACCCUGUCUGAGUACGACCUUCCCAAAAUCCAGCAGCAGGUCCUAACCCGCUUCCUGCAGGGCAAACCCCUCAUAACACUAACUGGAAUCCCGAUUUUGGUCACCAGACAUGAAAGAGAUUACGAAAGCAUUUUGAAAACAGUGAAAGGAAAAGUGUCUCAGGAGCGUCUGCCGUCCCUGACCCUCACAGCCCUGUCCAGGGAUCUGGAGUCGCACAGUGAGGUGUGUGAUGCCCUGAAGGCUAUGGAGCUGGCUCUGGGCUUCCUGUCCAUGACUGGGGGAGACACCCACAUGCCCUUGGUGCGUUACCUGGGGGACACGCUCAGGAUGAGCGAGCAGACCGAACCACACUUCUUAAAGGCUCUGGGCAGAUGCAGUCUGAAGCACUGUGUGGCUCUGUGGCAGCUCCUCUCUUCCCUCAAAUCAGAGAACAUGCUGAAGAGUCUGAAGAGGGACCCAUUCUCUGGGGUCUCGGCUGAGUACCAGAAGCACCUGGAGGAGGAGCAGAAGAAGCUGCUCCAAGGUUUCAUCACCGUGGGGAACAUCAACACCUGGCUUCUGGAGAUGCACGAGUUCCUCCUGCUGAACCUGGGGAGCCCUCGUGCCUCGGAUACCUAUGGACCACACUGGAGUGUCAAAGAGACUUUGGCUGCAUACAUGGAUCGCAAAGAAGUACAAGUCCCUCCUGACGUGGAGGCUUCCUUCCCUGAUGAGAUACUCCUCUCACAGAUUGUGGAGACCUGGAAAUUUACUGUGACUUACAAACAAGAAUGGAUGAUGUAAUCGAUUCCACCUGAACGUGAUUUGUAAAGGACUACACUGGAUCACCGGGGAAAUGUUAGAAUAGAACACAAGUGCUUCUGAUUGUAUGCUGUAUAGAUGUAUGUGCUUUCUCCAGUGAUCUCACAGUAUGUGCCACACUGACACACCAUACUUAGAUACUAAGAGGAUUUAUAACUGGUAUGUGGGGAAUCUUGCCUUUCUCCAAACAAAACCUUCCUUGAAUGCAAAAUUUUCUCAGGAAAACAUUCCAAAUAUCAUUUUUUGCUCAGACUAUGGGGUUGGUUCAAUCCGUAUCGCUGAUGUUCAGGGCAAUAGCGCAAUUGAAUAUUAAAGGCAUUGUUACUGCGUUCGCAUGAGACUGCAUUCACGGUAAACACUGUAUAUGUCGGCUCAAUUGGAAAUGACCUUUACAUUUUAAGCGCGCCAUAGUGGUGGACUUCGGGUAAACGGAUUGAAUCAAGCCUUAUUUAAACCAAACUGUGUUUACAGAAUGUUUUAUGCAAUCAUUUUUGUUACUAGAUGUUUAUUUUGUGGGAAAUAUUUUUUACAUUAUUUGAGAGACUAACUCCAGUGCAGUUUUUAUGUUUACCACAUGUUUAUGUUAUGCUCUUCUCUUUUACACAUUGUACUUUUAAAUGGGUUUAUAUUUUGGGAGAAUAUUGGUGGUUGGUGUUAUUUUAAAGUUAAUAUUUCCAAACAUUAUGUUCAGAUCAGUGCAAUAAGCAUCCGCUUGAGGGUGCUAUUGGCCCACAUUUUGUAAUUUACAGUCCUGAAGAUCUAAAAUCAAGUUAGUUAAAUACAUGACCUAAUAAUUUUAUCUGCCUGGUUUUAAUGUCUUCUGGUUGAAUAUGACUACAUUAUCUUCUUCCAUUUGUUUAAGAAAAUGUGUCCAAAUCAUGGCAUCUUGAAAUAAAAGGGCUGGUGCUGUCAAGAGG
This is a messenger RNA of Oncorhynchus kisutch (coho salmon), 14068 nucleotides long. RefSeq names its product E3 ubiquitin-protein ligase rnf213-alpha. Gene Ontology annotation, molecular function: ATP hydrolysis activity; ubiquitin-protein transferase activity; metal ion binding. Bases 81 to 13133 code for a protein of 4350 amino acids. Lineage: Eukaryota; Metazoa; Chordata; Actinopteri; Salmoniformes; Salmonidae. Gene Ontology annotation, cellular component: membrane; cytosol; nucleolus. Gene Ontology annotation, biological process: sprouting angiogenesis; negative regulation of non-canonical Wnt signaling pathway; ubiquitin-dependent protein catabolic process. The record is from RefSeq and is a predicted model, not a curated record. The transcript has 51 exons.